AUGGUGGGAACAGUCAUAGUUCCCAUGCCAACCCUUGAAUCUAAGCUUGAGCCUGUUCCUAAUAUGGGAAAUGACGCACUCUCCAGUCAACCUUGUGGAGAAAUUUGCUUGAGAGGGAAUACUUUGUUAGCCGGUUACCACAAACGUCAGAAUCUUACAGAAGAGGUUAUGGAUGAUGGUUGGUUUCAUACAGGAGACAUUGGAGAAUGGCUUCCAAAUGGAGCCAUGAAAAUUAUUGACAGAAAAAAGAUCUUCAAAUUAUCUCAAGGAGAAUACAUUGCUAUCGAGAAUAUCAAAAACAAGUAUUUGCAGUUCCCUCUUAUAACUUUAGAAAAUCUUUUUACUGACACUUUGGUUAAAACCAUGAAGGAACCUCGACGAUGUUGUUUCACGUUACCUGUCGUUGAUUUAAGAAAAAAGGUUGUUGGUAAUGUCAUAUAUAUUAGAGUGAUAUUAACAAAUAAACUUUCUACGAGUUCGUUCAAUCCAUCCUCAAGGCAACAAAAUGAUUCUAUUAUUCAAGAUCCUAGGGGGAGCUAA
Vicia faba (fava bean) is the source of this 540-nucleotide messenger RNA. The record is from the annotation of a GenBank genome assembly. NCBI's taxonomy places the organism in Eukaryota, Viridiplantae, Streptophyta, Magnoliopsida, Fabales, Fabaceae.